This is a messenger RNA of Microplitis mediator, 1113 nucleotides long. RefSeq lists its product as uncharacterized. The record is from RefSeq and is a predicted model, not a curated record. NCBI's taxonomy places the organism in Eukaryota, Metazoa, Arthropoda, Insecta, Hymenoptera, Braconidae. The transcript is spliced from 4 exons. The coding region runs from base 391 to 1113 and encodes 240 amino acids.
UAAUUUAAAAAUAAUUUACCUGACACCUUGACUAGAUUUCGAGGUCUGGCAUAACAAAAUUCUCAAUUCUUUUAAAUGAGGACCAAAUUUGACUGCUGCCAUUUUGCUGUCGCUCUUCUGUCUCUUUUUACUUUCAGGUCAAAAUAAAUGUAAUUUAUUUACUAUGUUUAUUUAUCACAAAUGUCAUUUAAAAUUUUAAAUUAUCAUUACUAUUAAUUAAAAAAGUUUAAAUUAAAAGUAAAAUAUUAACAGAAUAAUUGUAAUUAUUGUAAAUAAUUUUACCGCUUGAUAUCCGGUGACAAACCCGAAGAUUCAAAAUUAAAUUUGCGAUGAUCAAUUAAAUUUAAAUGUGGCUCAAAAAAAUGAAAAAAUUGUGAAUUCAAAAUAAUUAUGACACUCCCGCCUCUUUUUGAUUCAAAAUUUCCAUCUUUCGUAAAAGAUUAUCCAGCAAAAGACAUCCAAGUUUAUUGGUACUGUCCUAAAUUUUCCCAGAGCCGCUAUCCGCCUGGACAAUCAACUAGCGAAGCCUGCACUCUGAUAUGUCUUCUGGUCGCUCAGAGAAUUUGUCACUCGAGAUUGCAGCUCUGGAGCAUAGAAAAGUCUCCCCGGCUGAUGAUCUUCGUAGCCGAAUCAAUAAUCGAAGGGAACAAAACUCAUGCCAGGAUAAUAGAGCAGGCUCUGGUGGCCCAUCGGUAUCUGAGCGCUGAUGAAGCUCUCAAGUUUGGAGGGAAUCGUCUGGCAACUCUCAGGGAAUGGAAGUUCAGAAUUUUUAAAGAAGACAUUGACAUGUUGCAUUCGAAUAUUAGAGAAUUUCUUGAGGACUGGUACAGAAAACCCAAGGCUGAUAAUUUGAUAAUGUUGCUUAUCACGGGUGGACGCACUGUGCUCUUUUUAUUCCAAGAGAUUACUGAUAAAAUAAUUCUGUUUGAUUCACAUGGACACGUUUGUUCUGGAAAUACUCAUCGAGGCUUAGUCAUUGCUCAGGCAAAAAUGGCAAAUCUCCAGCAUCUUUGCGCCUGGUUUAUCAAUGACGUUUUAAACAACUGCUUCAACUUAAAACCCAGCCAGUAUGAACUUACAUUUCUUUACCAUAAUUGUCACCACCACUCGUAG